AUGGAGAGCCAGGAGGAAAGCCACUUGUCAGACCUGGUGAACGUUCAACGGCAACGCCCAGAUGAUCCAGCUGACCUUGAAUUCCAGUUGGAGCGGGAAUUCAUCGGCGAGGAGUUUAUCCUUGACGAUAUACGGGUCGACGGUCAGCGCCAUAUCAUCUUCGCGACGCAGCAGCAGCUACACCACCUCCGACAGUCUAGGAGAUGGUUCAUAGACGGGACCUUCAAGCUGGUGAAACAUCCGUUUUAUCAGCUCGCCACCAUCCACUGCUUUGUAAAGAAGGGUGAGGACACAAAGCAGGUCCCACUUGUCUACGUACUGAUGUCACGAAGAACUAAACACGACUACAUAGAGGUGCUGAGAAGUCUGCUACGACACAUAGGCCAGCCCUUGGUGGAGUGGUUCAUGCUGGACUUCGAGGCCGCCACAUGGCAGGCAAUCCGAGAAGUUUUCAGCGAACAUCUGCUGACCCGCAUCCAACGUAAGAAGUAUGCUUCAAUUCAUGGACGACUCUUCGACGCCUGGGACCACUACGAGGAGGACGAGCUCACCACCAUCGUCCAACUACUUCGGACGAUCAGCAACAUUGCGGGACUGGGACCAACGAAUCCUUCAGACGACGUACACGACGGUGACAUGACGAAUUAA
Mya arenaria is the source of this 648-nucleotide messenger RNA. RefSeq lists its product as uncharacterized. The transcript is spliced from 2 exons. The record is from RefSeq and is a predicted model, not a curated record. Bases 1 to 648 code for a protein of 215 amino acids. NCBI's taxonomy places the organism in Eukaryota, Metazoa, Mollusca, Bivalvia, Myida, Myidae.